CAAGAACCUAGUCCAAGAUCUGUCCCCCUGAGCCGCGCCGUCCAAACACCUGAAAUCGAAAAGACAUUUGUUAACAUGGAAGCUUCAAAUAUGCCCCUCACUAUCUCAUGCCAUUGCGGCGCUGCCCGGCAGACUCUAGCGCCCCUUGCCAACCAAGACCUCUUUUCCGGCGCGUCAUUCUGCCACUGUGACACCUGCCGUCACAUCACAGGCCUUCUGUGCACUUCUUAUACCCCUAUUUCGCCGCACCCUGCUCCAUCCAUCGUCGGCUUGGAGAGCUAUUCCACCUCGCCCAUAUCAAUCCGGUACUUCUGCUCGAAAUGCGGAUGCCACGUCUUCCGGAUCACCCGCCGCUCUCCAUCCGCGCUCCCUGAGGACUGGUCAUGGGAGGUAGCUACGGGAACUAUCAUCGACGCCCCAAACUCCAAGAUACCCGAGCAAUGGCACCACUUACAUGUCAACGACACCAGAGACGGUGGCCUAGCACUAUGGCUCCCGAACCCGCCUCCCAUCACCACCUCACCAACCCCGCCUUCCCAGCCUGAGCACAGCAGCAACAACAACAACAGCAGCAGCAGCAGCAGCAUCCUUUCCGCCUCAUGCCAAUGCAAAUCCAUCUCACUCCAAAUCACUCCUCCGUCCUCAGAUCUUUCCGUCAAUCCAGACUCGCCUUACCCCGACCUCCUCCUACCAUACAUCAGCACCCCAUCCGACGAGGUGGCCAACCCUUCCCGCGAGAAAUGGUACCUUCGCCCUUCCCCUUCCCCCUCAUCCGUCACUACUACCCACGACAGUCCCGAGUCGACCACAGACCCUCUAUCCCAGCCCGACUCCAACGCGACCAGCACACGGUAUCUAGCAGGAACAUGCGCCUGCCCAAGCUGCCGCCUGACGUCGGGCUUCGAGAUUCAGACAUGGGCCUUCAUCCCGCGCCGGAACAUCCUCAUCUCCUCCUUCUCCUCCUCCUCCUCGUCUCCCGAGUCGACCGAGCACCACCACCACCAGCCCCUGGACUUCGCCCAUCUACCCGAAGAAGGGGUGUCGCUGCUGCGACAGUACGAGUCGUCCGCAGGGCGGAUGCGGGAGUUCUGCGCGCGCUGCGGCGCGACUGUCUUCUGGCACGACCGGUUCCGGCCUGAUCUGAUCGACGUCAGCGCUGGGCUAUUUUGGGCAGGAGAAGGUGCGAGGGCAGAAAGCUGGCUCGAGUGGUGGCGGGGACGAGUCAGUUUCUCGGAGGAGGCUGGGAAGGGAAGGGAAGGAGGGGCGAAGGUUUGGGGUGAGCGCAUCGUUGUGGAGUUGGAGGGCAGGUUAAGUGCGCGGCAACAUCAGUGAGAACGAGAGAAAGCGGCUGGGGAGAAUCAGAAAUGUGUUUGAAAGGCCACGAGACCCAUCUAUGAAUGGUAUAUGCUCUCUCAUAUAGGCGCAUAAUGCCGGACAUAUAAGAUGACUCGUCAACGUCCGAUCCCAGGCCAUAGGAGUACAUACAGCGAGUGGAUAAACAUGAUGGAUCGACAUGCCAAAAUUCUCCAACUGAUGUAAGCGUCCCUGAUCCGCAC
This is a messenger RNA of Chaetomium strumarium, 1556 nucleotides long. RefSeq lists its product as uncharacterized. NCBI's taxonomy places the organism in Eukaryota, Fungi, Ascomycota, Sordariomycetes, Sordariales, Chaetomiaceae. The record is from RefSeq and is a predicted model, not a curated record. Bases 76 to 1332 code for a protein of 418 amino acids. Gene Ontology annotation, molecular function: carbon-sulfur lyase activity. The transcript has a single exon.